UCGGCGUGCGUGCGGCGCGGUGCCGUCGGCGGAGCCUGAGGCCGCUGCGUGCGGUGCAGCCAUGGCUCCCCGCUGGCCCUCCCUGCUGCUCCUCGCCUGCGCCCUGGCGCUGCUGGCCGGGCACCCUGGCACCGCCGGCCCUGCGCAGCCCACCUACCCCGGGGAUGAUGCGCCCGUCGAGGACCUCGUCCGCUUCUACAACGACCUCCAGCAGUACCUCAACGUGGUCACGCGGCACCGGUACGGCAAGCGGUCGGGCAGCCGGGUGCUGUGCGAGGAGCCCUUCGGUGCCGCAGGGUGCUGAGCCCCCAGGGACACUGCCGGGGCAGAGCGGGUGAAGAGGAGCCCGGCGGAGUGCAGCACCCACGGCACCCACGGCACCCGCUGCACCCACGGCACCCGCUGCACCCAUCGCCCCGGGGCCGGUCCGGUCCCCCCAGCAAUAAACCCCCUUGCAGCCA
This is a messenger RNA of Harpia harpyja (harpy eagle), 461 nucleotides long. Its product is annotated as pancreatic hormone. The record is from RefSeq and is a predicted model, not a curated record. NCBI's taxonomy places the organism in Eukaryota, Metazoa, Chordata, Aves, Accipitriformes, Accipitridae. Gene Ontology annotation, biological process: feeding behavior; neuropeptide signaling pathway. The transcript is spliced from 3 exons. Gene Ontology annotation, cellular component: extracellular region. Bases 62 to 304 code for a protein of 80 amino acids. Gene Ontology annotation, molecular function: neuropeptide Y receptor binding; neuropeptide hormone activity.